Messenger RNA from Mytilus californianus (California mussel), 3694 nucleotides. Its product is annotated as exportin-6-like. The transcript has 24 exons. Lineage: Eukaryota; Metazoa; Mollusca; Bivalvia; Mytilida; Mytilidae. The record is from RefSeq and is a predicted model, not a curated record. Gene Ontology annotation, biological process: protein export from nucleus. Bases 56 to 3463 code for a protein of 1135 amino acids. Gene Ontology annotation, molecular function: nuclear export signal receptor activity; small GTPase binding.
CCCGGAAAAAUGUGAUAUGUGAUUUGCAUUUGUUCCGUCUGCAUUAGUAGAGAAAAUGGCUUCAGAUGAAAAUUCCUUGCAAGCCUUGGAAGGGCUUAUGAAUGAAUUCUUUGCUGGCCAAACAACUAAUGAAAGGAAAAGAGAAAUUGAAACAAUUCUAAACAGUUUUUGUCAGACAAGAGAUGCUUGGAGACAUAGUUUAUACUUCCUUGCCAAUACACAGAAUGAAUAUGUUAUGAUGUUUUGUAUGACAGCAAUGGAGAACAUGAUAAAUAGACAGUGGAUUGGUCUGAGUGCAGAAGACAAAUUAGUGAUUAGAUCAACCUUAAACCAGUUUUUACUUGAACAUCAUACGAAGGUUCCAAAUUAUAUACGAAACAAACUGGUGAAAGUAAUAGCAGAUAUAGGACGUAUUGACUGGCCACAUUUCUAUCCAGACUUCUUGUCAAACAUUUUACAGUUGACAUCCCAAACAGACACUGUAUUGUUAGGAGUGAUAAUACUACAGACUGUAUCAGAAGAAUUAGCAACACCAAGAGAAGAUCUGAGUAUGGCUAGGAAGGAAGAAUUACAACGUCUACUGAUAAUUCAAGUGCCAAAUAUACUUAGUCUUAUUAACAAUAUAUUAGAAUCUGUUUUGGAGAAACACCGACACUUGGUGGCUGCUACACCUCCACCCUCUCCAACAUCAGGAGAACGAACAACUCAUAGAGGAUUGGAAUCUUCAAUGUUACUGAUUUCAUCUUCACCAUCAGAUACCAUCCUUAGUAACAUGUUCAAGUCACCUGGUCGUCAUGUCCAAGUAGAAGCAUUGCCACCUUUGGAUGAUCAGUCUAAACUUUUAUGUACACAUGCAUUGACAACAUUAUCACAAUAUUUUAGUUGGAUUCCUCUGUCUUCAACAAUAACGCCACAAUUAUUAAGUACUAUAUUUCAUUUUGCUGGUUUUGGUUGUGAAACAAAAUCGUCUUCCUCAUCAUCCACCUUUAACACUAAUACUCAAUCUUUAGGAAUUUUAGCAAUGAAUUGCAUCAAUGAAUUAUUGUCUAAAAACUGUGUUCCUGUAGAAUUUGAAGACUUUCUGUUACAAAUGUUUCAACAGACAUUUUAUCUUCUACAAAAGUUGACAAAGGACAGUAGUACAAAUUCAACUGGAAAUCGAUUGUCUGAAAUUGAUGAAGGAUAUUUAGAGAAAUUUACAGAUUUUUUAAAGUUGUUUGUUAGUAUACAUCUAAGACGUUUUGAAAGUAAUCCCAAAUUUUCUGUGAUGGAAUUUUUAGCUUUGUUCCUUAAAUACACUUUUAGACAACCAACUUUUGAUGGAUAUUAUAAUUGUUUAGAUACUUGGAAUACAUUCCUUGAUUUUAUCCACACAAAGGAAAGAACUGCUGAAUGGAAAUCAAUUAUAACAAGAUAUCAAGAAGCUUUACUGACUCUAGUAUCCCAUAUUUUACAUAAGUUACAGUUUAAAUAUAACCAGUCACAGUUGGAGGAGCUAGAUGAUGAUAUACUGGAUGAUGAUAGUGAAACUGAAUGGCAACAGUUCAUUAGACAAAGUUUAGAAGUUGUUGCUAAAGUGGCUGAAAUGUUAACUGCAGAAACUUUCCAGCUUUUGUACCAGCCAUUCAGUGAGAACAUGCAUGUUUACCACAGUUUAGAACAAUAUAUUGCUGCUAGUGGUAAUAAAAGACAUCUCAUAAUCUCAGCUGAAAAUGAAUGUAGACGCUUACAUUGUUCCUUAAAAGAUCUUUCAUCAUUACUGCAAGCAUUAGGGAGAAUGGCAGAACAUUUUAUUGGUGAAAACUUCCCACAAAGACUAUCUGAUGGUACCAUGCUGUUAGAAAAGCUUGUAAGCUGUGUAGAAUAUGGUACGAAAACUAAAUUAUAUGAAGUCAGAUCUACAGUACAGAAUGUUUUGGAUGCAGAUUUUCAGUCAGUACAAGCACAAGCCAUAGCAUCAGUUAAAGCAUUUUGUCAUUGGUUAUCACAGUAUUACAAUGAAGUAAAUAAAGAACCACAGAUGAAGCAGAAAUUUAUAUCUAUGAUGACCACAUUGUUAGAAGCUGUUACACCAUUAUUUUCUAGUCAGGUACCAGAAAGAAUAGUUCAUUCUGCAGCACAUCUUGUUUUAUCAAUAACAACUACAGUAAAACCCGCCUUUCUGCUCCAGCUUCCCUGUAUACAGAAUUUAUUAUCCUCUGUAACACAAGGUACACUGGACAGUCUAACAACAGAGGUACAACUUCUGGUAUACAGAUCAAUGUCAAAUGCAUUAAUUCUACCUUGGCCAAAUGAGUCGGAUGCUGGUCAAAACUGGACAGAGAGAGCUUCACAUCACCAAAUUUAUGUACAACAGAUAGCCAGGAAUGUCCUGCUGUUAAAGUCUGAACUGGGUAAUCCCAAACAUCUGAGGGAAGAUUCUACAAGUAAACAAGUGAUAAGAAAGGCAUUGAGUAUAUUCCAGGAUUGGAUUGAGGCUGUCUCUGGAGAAGUUGUGAAAAGUAAACAGAUCUGCUAUCAGUCAUUACAAGAAGUCAUUCAAGUGUCCAUAGCAUUGUUUCCAAUCUAUCUACAUCCCCCAGAGGUAGAAGUAAUAGAAGCAAUGAUGAGUUUCUUUUUAUCCCUGUUUCAAGGAUUGAGAGUGCAGAUGGGUGUUUCAUUCACUCAACAGACAAUAACAACCUUUAUGUCACUUUUUACACAACAACAGUUGGCAGAGACAAUUUUCCAAGAAAGUAGUGCUGCCCACAGAGUUGUAGAAAAAUUUUUAAAGAUAUUAGAAUUAGUGGUACAAGAACCUGGGUCAGCUUUCAAGUCAUUCAUACCAAGUGUUAUAUCCAUAUGUAUAGAUCAAAUCUACCCUAUCAUUGCUCAGAGACCAUCACCAGAUAUGAAACUAGUCCUGUACAAUCUUCUGCAUGAACUUCUGGUUCAUAACUGGAGAUAUUUCUUUAAAAGUAAUGUACUAAUGAAAAUGAACAACCAGCCUGAACAAGUGGAGAAUGUUCAACAGUUCACAGCCGUUCUUCAGUCAUACGGCCAAUCUUUUCUGCAACCAGAUAUUGAUGUUUUCAGACAGAAUUUAGAAUCAUUAGAAAAUCUCAACUUCAAAUGGAAACUCUACAGCAAGACUAUCUUUGCCCAAGGAAUGUUGACACAGUUUCUAAAUGUUUUAUUACAAGUUCUUGUACAUAGAUCACAUGACCUUCUUCAAGAGGAGAUAACUGUUACUAUUCACAAUAUGGCAUGUGUAGAUUUUGAAAGAUUUUAUAAUGACUUCCUUCAUCAGUUUCUCUCAGAUUGUGAAGGGCUUCUUCCUGAUCAGAAGAGUGUUUUACAACAAAAUUUCAAAACAGAAAAGGAUUUACCAUCAUUCAGUCAAAGUAUACAGAGAUUUGUUAAUGAUCUGAGAUAUUACAGACAAGUGAACAGUAGUCUACCAGAAGGAUCUGUCAAAUUCUGAAAUAUGCAGCCAUUGAUGAUAACAAUCAGAUAUGCAACCAUUGAUGAUAACCAGUUUAAAAUAUCAGGGACAUAUUCAGACAUUGUAAACAGUUUGAUUUUGGACAAAUCAUAUAAAAAAAACUUGGUGCCAUCAGAUUUAUCUUUUUAAACAACAGGUUUGCUGUAGCUCUUACCACCGACUGUGAUGAACAAAGAGAUUUCACAAUUUUAUCCAUUCUAUUUUUUAUAC